Messenger RNA from Diatraea saccharalis (sugarcane borer), 924 nucleotides. Lineage: Eukaryota; Metazoa; Arthropoda; Insecta; Lepidoptera; Crambidae. The record is from the annotation of a GenBank genome assembly.
UUGUUAAAAUCUGUAUACUAUACUGAUUAUAACAUUAUUUUAAUUGAGAAGGGAAUGAUAAGAAAUAUGAAAUUAAAAAUUUCUCUAAUUCAUCAGUACUUUUAUUCUUUAAAGAAAUUGGAAUUAUAACAUUGUUAUAGCGUGAACCAACUGUAGUGGGAGUAGUGAACUUCAAUGCAGCUGAAGAUGCCGCUGCUUUAAGAGCUGCCAUGAAAGGUUUUGGUACAGAUGAGCAAGCAAUUAUUGAUAUUCUGACCACCCGUUCUAAUGCCCAGCGUCAAGCCAUCUCUCAGGCCUUCACUCAUGAGUAUGGCAGAGACCUGAUUGAGGACCUGAAGUCUGAACUGGGAGGACAUUUCGAGGAUGUGAUAGUAGCUCUAAUGCUACCUCCUGAGGAGUACCUGUGCAAGGAAUUACACAACUGCAUGGAAGGAAUGGGCACAGAUGAGGAGACACUUGUGGAGAUCCUGUGCACGCGCACAAAGAGGGAGAUAGCCGAUAUCGUUGACGCGUACGAGCGCCUAUACAACAGGCCGCUAGCAGAACACAUGUGCUCGGAGACCUCCGGCGACUUCCGUCGUCUGCUCACGCUCAUCGUCACUCGUGCUCGGCAGGGGGCCAGGGACGAGGAGGGGGGCGUGGACGCGGCGCGCGCGCAGGAAGCGGCGCAGGCGCUCUACGACGCCGGGGAGGGCAAGUGGGGCACCGACGAGGAGAUAUUCAACAAGAUCCUGGCUCACGAGAGCUUCGCCCAGCUGCGUCUGAUCUUCGAGGCGUACAAGGGCAUAGCGGGGCGCACCAUAGAGCAGGCCAUCAAGGCGGAGAUCGACGGGGAGCUGCGCGACGCGCUCUCCGCCAUCGGUAAGUAUUCACAGUAUAGGAGGGGGGGGGGGGGUUAUGCUGUACCUAAGUCUAGCAAAUAGA